This is a messenger RNA of Ectocarpus sp. CCAP 1310/34, 1785 nucleotides long. The record is from the annotation of a GenBank genome assembly. NCBI's taxonomy places the organism in Eukaryota, Phaeophyceae, Ectocarpales, Ectocarpaceae.
AUGUUUGCCGCAGGGGCAUUGUGCUGCUUUGUUGCAAGUGCAUUCCUGCAAGGCCAGAGUUUCGAGUGCCCUGCUCGUCAUCUUGACAGCAUUGGGCUGUCUGCGAGCGAGUGGGGUCGUGGGUUCAAGCGGAGCGGAUUUAGAAACUGUAUUUCUAUCGUUACCCCAGCAGCACACCACAACAGAGGCGGUGCCGACCUGGAAAUGUCCAGCACGACCGCAACAAGCGUGUGGGCGACAUGCGGCGAGCCCGAGGUCCGUCGAUGUCCUGCAGGAGGCCCUCUUUCUUCACCGCAAGAAUUUCUUCUUGCCAAUCCUCCAGGCCCGUACACGUGCCUGAGGACGGUCGACCAUCGGUCGGUAGCCAUGCUGCCGUUCCAUCUGGACAGGCUCUGGCAUUCUUCUCAAGCCACCGGUUUUGGACCCGCGGCAAGGGCGCAAGGUCGGCAGUCGCUAGAACAGGGGACGGUGGAGACCAUUGCUCGGGUGACCGAAUCGUUUCGACAAGGUAUUUACAUUGUGGAAAAAACAGAGAACGCUGGCGGCGGCUGUCCAGAGUGCAUGACGACAGUCUUGUACACGCACCGCCGCAGGCCUGGCAAAGAAGACGUAGGCGAGGGCUUGUCGGACGACGACCAACCCGAAGGAGCGACGGCCUUUACGGGCGCCAGAACGUCGGAGAGUCCACGAAAAGAGGCAGCCAGACGGACGAAAAACAGUAAAAUAUGCAUCAUGGCGCAUGCCUGGCCUUUGCCCACGCCCCCGGUGGAUGGAAGGCCCGCGGGAGUGAAGGUGCUCAUUGCCGGAUCGGGCAGAUCGUGCCCAGAGGCGAAGCACUCGAGCUGGUUGCGAGAUAGGAAACGACUGGACGAGCUCAAAGCUCAGACGCGGCGCCCGGUGCUAAAGCUUAUCUCGCGUGAUGUCUUCGUGCGGCUCGCAGUCUCUGCAGUGACGUUCGUGCAUUACGUGUGUCUUGCUGUUGGUGCACAGGAGGUAGUGCUGUCCGAGAUUGGGUUUUCACCUGAGGGGACUACUCGGAGACUCCUUCUAGAAGGCAUGAAAAGGUCGUCACAAGCGUGGACGCUUCCAACGUUCCCAGAACCAAAGGUCAUCCUUCAUCCCCGGUGCUCGCCUGGUCUUCAACGAGCCUUGCCAACUGAUUCCGCACUGACGUCAUCGUCGCCAUUACUGCGAGACGUGGUCCGUCGAACGGAUCAAUAUUCGCCCACAAUCGCAAACCCUAAGGUUUUGGAGCGCCUCCCGGCGCUAAACACCACCCCUCCGCACAAAUCAGGACUUACCUCCAACUUCUUCGUCGUGGAGGAAGAUGGAGCAGUGUGCACAGCGCCAUCGGGAGUGCUCUUGGGAGGGAUGCGCCAACUCUUGAUCUCGGUGUGCGACAAAGAGGGAAUCGAAGUCCGUUUAGACGCUCCCGAUAUUUCCAGGGCUGGUCGCUGGCGAGAGGCAUUCCUGACAGGAACCGGGCGAGUAGUGGCCCCAGUCUCCACUCUUAUCGUGCCCGAGAUUGAAGAUUCAAGCAAGAUCACUCGAGGAAGCGGUGCGGAGGUGGCCUUGUCCAAGAUAGGCAUUCCGUGCCCCCCGGGAAACAUCGCCACGGUUGGUGGAAAACCCGUGCCAUCGCUGGCGGAGACUCUUCGCAGUCGCGUGGUCGCAGAGCUUGGAGAAGCGGCGACACAGAUUUUCUAGUUUUGCUUCCUUCCGGAAUCAAUCGCUAGAUGCACAGUCAUUUCAACACCAAAAUGUAUCCACUUUGUGUUGUGCGGU